Culex pipiens pallens (northern house mosquito) is the source of this 8338-nucleotide messenger RNA. RefSeq lists its product as uncharacterized. The transcript has a single exon. Gene Ontology annotation, biological process: DNA integration. NCBI's taxonomy places the organism in Eukaryota, Metazoa, Arthropoda, Insecta, Diptera, Culicidae. Bases 907 to 5415 code for a protein of 1502 amino acids. The record is from RefSeq and is a predicted model, not a curated record. Gene Ontology annotation, molecular function: nucleic acid binding.
GUGUUACACAUGUAAUCCUAGAUGAUUUUUGGUGUUAUUUUAAGUCAAAAUCUGAAUUUUUGAUAAAAGUGAAACUUAAUAAAAAAUAAGCUCUAGAUUUUAACUAAACAUAUCUGAUUCUUACUGAAUUAGGACUCAAAUUCGCAAAUUUCUGUGAUCCCAUUUUAGUUAAAAAAAAGUUGUUGAUUGCCUGUUUGAAUACCAAAUGCAUUUUCUCAAUGUUUCAAAAAUUAAACAAAAACAAAAACCUUUUUUGUGAUUCUACUAUCUAAAGAUUCAAUUAUCUAAUGUGAAAUUUUUCCGAGACCUUCGGAUUAUCAAGUUUAGACUUUGUUCUAGCUGAGCUGUAUCUGAGAAGGGAUUUUUGAUCGAUGUGGCGUUAGCGAGAUCCGUUUUGCUGGUUUUGCUAAAAGUUUCACGGAUCGUAUUUAUAAGAUCGUACUAAACAUUUGAUAGCCGAUUCUGCAUGCACCGAUUGCCCUAAGGGUUUCAUGUUUUUUAUAUUGUAUGAAAAUUGAUUAAAAAAUGGGGUAUUCAAUUUUUAAUCAAAGUAUGCGUUGAGGAUCAAAACAUAGCCCUUGUAAAAAUUUCAGCAAAAUCGGAGCAGAUUUGGCGAAAGUAUAAAAAAUAUAAUGAAAAUUGAUAAUGUUUUAAUUUCCCGUCGAAAAUCACAGGAAACCGUCAUUUUGUCAUACAGCUUCGCCAAAUCUGCACCAAUUGUCAAAACAAGUGUCCACGUGGUUUAUGGAUGGUCCCUUAGUUGAAAAUAACAACUUUUGAACUAUUGUGGUCAAGACUAUUGUGUACAGCAAAUCCUGUUUUUGAUUUCAAAAAUGCAUUUUGUUAUACAGUAUGUAAAAAAAGUAUUUACACCCCUUGGGCACUAUGCACAUUUUGUGAUAAAACAUGUUAACUGUUCCAUCCCCACCAUCUAGCGCCCAUCGCAGUAGGCUGCGCCUGUGGGUGGUGGAGAAAAUUAAGUUCGGUUUCAACAACCACGCAAACCAGUACGAAAUAUAUUCGCUCUUACGUUUUGUACUACACGUGUUUCAUUCGUUUCCGGACACAUCAAUUUGGCGACGAGGAAAAACCGGAAGCAUGGCGGAACUACAACAGGCGAUCCUCAAGAUUACGGAAUUGCUGCAGAAGAUGGCGGCAGCACCAGAUAACUCCGAGCAGAUCCUGGAGUCGCUGGCCACCAACAUCAGCGAGUUUUCUUUCGACGAAGAGAACGGUGUCACUUUCGACAAGUGGUUCCGGCGUUACGAGGACAUGUUCAAGGAGGACGCGUCCAAGCUAAAGGAGGAGGCGAAAGUGCGACUUUUGCUCCGGAAGUUGGACACCACCGCACACAGCCGCUAUUGUAACUACAUCCUGCCCAAGCUUCCAAGUGCCGUCAAGUUCGACGACACCGUGGCCACGCUACGGAAAAUUUUCGGCUCCCACACCUCCAUCUUCCACAAACGCUACCAGUGUCUCCAGCUGGCCAAGUCGGAGGCGGAGGAUAUCAUCACCUACGGAGGUAAGGUGAACCGGGCGUGUGAGGACUUUGAGUUCCAAAAGGUGAAGAUUGACCAAUUCAAAUGCCUCAUCUUCAUCUGCGGUCUUAAGUCACCUCGAUACGCCGAUGUUCGGGCAAGACUCCUUUCCCGGAUCGAAGCGGAGACCGCCGAAAACCCUGUGACGCUCCAAACCCUGAUCGACGAGUUUCAGCGCCUCGUCAAUCUCAAGGCGGACACGACGCUGGUCGAGCGGCCAUCAAGCUCGAAACCAGCAGUCCACGCGGUCCAGGAGAAGCGAAGCGGUCCCCAGCAGCAGCGUCCGGCGAAAACCGAAGGCAAGUUACCCCGAACCCCCUGCUGGCAAUGCGGCCAAAUGCACUUUGUCCGGGACUGUCCGUUUUCGGGGCAUUUGUGCAAGGCAUGCAACCGAGUUGGCCACAAGGAAGGCUAUUGCAGCUGCGUUUCCAAGCCUUCCAGCAGCUCUUCCAAGCCGGAUCAUUCCGUGGAGGAGAAGGAAAAGCAGGCGAAGAAGCAGCAGAAAGCCAAGUCGCGAGGAAUUUUCGUCAACCACGUGGCUGCCAAUCGCAGCAGGCGUAAGUACUUGCCGAUCACCAUCAACGGCGUUGCUACGCAACUGCAGCUCGACACAGCCAGCGACAUAACGGUGGUUGCCAAGGCAACGUGGCGCAAGCUAGGACAGCCAUGUUUGCAGCCAUCCUCCAUUCAAGCAAUCAACGCGUCCGGCCAGCCGCUCGGGCUUGUCGGCGAGUUCGUGUGUGACGUCACUCUCAACGGCAGAACGGAGCGCAGCAGAUGCUUCGUGACGUCAUCGCCUGGACUCAACCUUCUGGGAAUCGAAUGGAUCGAGCUCUUUGAGUUGUGGUCCGUGCCGAUCGAUUCCAUUUGCAACGUCGUCGAGGUCAAGUCGGUGGAGGAGCAGCUCCAAGAGCUUCGAGCCAACCACGCGGCCGUUUUCGACGAUUCCCUGGGACACUGCACCAAGACGAAGGUAAAGCUUUAUCUCAAACCUAACGCCAAGCCCGUCUUUUGUCCCAAAAGACCAGUUCCGUUCAACACCAUUUCCCUGGUCGACGACGAGCUCAAUCGCCUCCAAUCUCUGGGAAUCAUCACACCUGUUGAAUUCUCGGAGUGGGCAGCUCCGAUCGUCGCUGUGCGCAAGCCGAACGGACGAGUUCGCAUCUGUGCGGAUUUCUCAACUGGUCUGAACGAAGCAUUGGAAGCCAACCACUACCCGCUGCCAACACCGGAGGAAAUUUUUGCGCAGCUGUCUGGCAGUUCCAUCUUCAGCAUCAUCGACCUCUCCGAUGCGUACCUUCAGCUCGAAGUUGAUGACGACUCCAAGAAGCUCCUCACCAUCAAUACGCAUCGAGGUCUUUUCCAGUACAAUCGCCUCACUCCGGGGGUGAAGUCAGCGCCGGGAGCUUACCAAAGCCUCCUGGACGGAAUGAUUGCGGGCAUACCUGGCGUCCGCACCUUCAUGGACGACGUCAUCGUGUUCGGACCAGACCGGAAAUCGCACGCAUCUUCACUCAAGCAGUUGCUCCAACGUCUCAAGGAGUACGGGUUCCACGUCAAGGCCGAGAAAUGCAGUUUCUUCCAGCUGCAAAUUCGGUAUCUGGGACACAUCGUGGACAGUCGAGGCAUCCGCCCCGAUCCCGAGAAGCUGAGGACGAUUGCCGCCAUUCCCGCACCAACCAACGUGUCCGAACUGCGAUCGUUCCUGGGCGCGGUGAACUUCUACGGAAGAUUCGUGCGCAACCUUCACGAGCUACGCCGCCCAAUGGACCAGCUGCUCAAGAAGGACACCAAGUGGCGUUGGACAUCCGAGUGCCAGCAGGCGUUCGAGAAGUUCAAGGAGGUGCUCCAGUCAAGCCUGCUACUAACUCACUACGAUCCGAAGCUGCCGAUCAUCGUAGCCGCGGACGCGUCGAGCACCGGCAUCGGGGCCGUCAUACUCCACCAGUUCCCUGAUGGCUCACUCAAGGCAGUUCAACACGCGUCAAGGUCGCUCACACCCGCUGAGCGCAACUACGGACAACCUGAAAAGGAAGCGCUCGCGUUAGUAUAUGCGGUAACGAAGUUCCACAAGUACCUGCUGGGACGACCCUUCACACUGCAAACUGACCACAAGCCGCUCCUGUCCAUCUUCGGCUCGAAGAAGGGAAUUCCACUGCACACCGCGAAUCGCCUCCAACGCUGGGCACUCACGAUGCUGAACUACGAUUUCGAGAUCCAGCAUGUGUCCACGAGCGACUUCGGUUGUGCCGACAUGUUGUCUCGGCUCAUCGACCGUACCAUCCAACCGGAAGAGGAGUACGUCGUGGCAGCACUCACGCUCGAAGAGGACCUGGUAAGCAUAAUCGCAGACACAAUCGACAAAGUGCCGGUCUCUUUCGCAGCUCUCCAAAAAGCCACUGCGACGAACGCCACACUCCAGGCCGUGGUCAAGUACAUCCGCGACGGAUGGCCAAGCAGCGCGGGAACGGCCACCAACUCCGAGGUUCUUCCCUACUUCCGCCGACGGGAAUCGCUCAGUCUUGUCGACGGCUGCGUGAUGUUCCACGACCGAGUGGUGGUUCCGAACCAGUUCCGGUCCCAGAUUUUGCGACAGUUCCACCGUGGACAUCCUGGAAUGGUCCGCAUGAAGGCGAUUGCGCGCAGUUUCGUCUACUGGCCCGGACUAGACAACGAAAUAGAGGAUUUCGUUAAGCGAUGCAACCCUUGCUCCAUCGCUGGAAAAGCACCCACCAAAACGUGCUUAGAAUCGUGGCCAACUCCAAGCAAGCCGUGGUCCCGGAUCCACAUCGACUACGCCGGUCCCGUGGAUGGCGUGUACUUCCUGGUGGUGGUCGACCCAUUCACCAAAUGGCCCGAAGUGUACGCAACUCGAACGAUGACAGCGAAGACGACCAUCAAGCUGCUGACCCAGUCAUUCGCUACGUUCGGUAUUCCGGAGGUUAUUGUUUCCGACAACGGAACCCAGUUUACUGGCCACGAGUUCAAGGAGUUCUGCACCAAGCUGGGAAUUCGCCACCUUCGAACCGCUCCGUUCCACCCACAAUCAAACGGAUCGGCGGAACGAUUUGUGGACACGUUGAAGAGGAGCCUUCGCAAAAUUCGCGCGGGGGGAGAAACCCUGGAGGAAGCACUGCAGACGCUUUUGCAAGUGUACCGCUCGACCCCAACCAGCGAUCUCGAUGGCAAGUCUCCGGCGGAAGUGAUGUUCGGCCGGCCAGUUCGGACCAUUUCUGCUCUCCUUCAACCGACCAAGGACAAUUCGCCAAGCACCAGCGCUAGGGCGGAGAAGCAGAACGACACUUUUAACAAAAAGCACGGCGCGAUCCAACGGAUUUUCAAGCAUGGCGAUGCCGUCUUCGCGCAGGUCCAUCGUGCCAACUCCUGGCAGUGGGAGGCUGGUACCGUGAUCGAGAAGAUCGGCAGAGUCAACUACAACAUAUUCCUCGACGACCGCCGACGCUUGAUCCGUUCGCACGCAAACCAGUUGAAGACACGAGUUCCCGAGACCACAGCCUCGCCAGAGCCGACGCCGCUCUCGAUCUUUUUCGACGGUUUUGGAUUGGCCGAUGCGGUAGCAGCACCAGUGCCUGCAACUCCAGUGCCAGUUCCUGUUCCAGUUGACGACAGCGAUCCGGAAUUCUCGGACGACGACUCUGAAGAAUCUGACGAUCAGGAGCAAUCCGGUUCAUCCGAAGCAGAGUUCGAGGACGCAGCUGUAGAACCACCGGCACCUGCCGCUCUUCCGGCGGAACGAGCUUCUGGAGGACAAGGACAUCCGGUACCUGAAGCACCUCAAGGCGCGCCAGCUGGUGGAGGACGAGGACAACGCGCAAUCAAGCUUCCAGGAAGAUUUUCCAACUUCUGGAUGAAAUAAGGGGGGAGAUGUUCCAUCCCCACCAUCUAGCGCCCAUCGCAGUAGGCUGCGCCUGUGGGUGGUGGAGAAAAUUAAGUUCGGUUUCAACAACCACGCAAACCAGUACGAAAUAUAUUCGCUCUUACGUUUUGUACUACACGUGUUUCAUUCGUUUCCGGACACAUCAUUAACAAUUUAAAGUUUGACAGAAACCUAGUACUACGUUUUGUUCAGAAACACAUGCCGAACAUUUUGCUACAAAAAUCUCAUGAAAAGAUGAUUUCUAUAAAAAGUUCUAUAACAAAUACUAUUACAAAAAUAAAAAAAAGUGCAAAAAAUUUUUGUACACCUUUCGAAAAAUGAACAUCAAUAAAGUUAUUUGUUUACAAAUCACCAUAAAUCCAGUCUCCUAACUCCAAAUAGGCAUUCUGAGUGAUUAAAAAAAUAUUGUUGAUUGAAUAUAAAGUUUACUAACUACUUAGUAUAAAAGUUUAUAUAACUCUGGAAAUUCUAUAUAAAACUUAUCUAAACUUAAUUUUGCAAACUUUUAAUUCAACUGAAUGUCAAUAUAUUACCAUAGAAUUGCUAAAUAAACAUUUUGGAGUGGGUAUAACACCGUUUUGGGGGUCUUUGUAUCGAUAGAAUAGAUUUUUCGUUGGAAUUUCGUACCAACCCGGAAUUACGUCGUCGGAAAAUCCGCCGGCAUACGAACCGGUCCACGUUUCACAAUCAACCUAAGUGGCAUCGGUAAGGGCAUAAAAUUUCGAAUCUUUUGAUACCCAAACCUCUAUGUUUUCUUUAAAACCCACGUUUUUGAAUAUGGUUUAUGGUGAUUUGUCAACAAAUAAAUUUAUUUAUGUUAAUUUUUCGAAAGGUGUACAAACUUUUUGUGCACCUUUUUUGAUUUUUGUAAUGGUAUUUGUUAUAGAACUUUUUACAGAAAUCUUCUUUUCAUGAGCUUUUUGCAGCAAAAUUUUUGGCAUGAGUUUCUGAACGAAAUGAAGUACUAGGUUUCUGUCGAGGUUUCUGUCAACAUUAAAUUGUUUAGGUUUAGAUGUUUCAUCACAAUCUGUGCAUAGUGCCGUGCCCAAGGGGUGUAAAUACUUUUUUUACAUACUGUAAAUAUAAUACGCAAUCUAUAUCUAUAAAAAAUUACGAUGGUUUUGUUCGAACGCGCAUAAGUUGAUAACGGAAAGUCGGAACGGAGCGCUCUUUGCUGCGUUGGGUUUGUAUAAGCCCAAGGAAGGUUCUUACGCUGAAGAGUGACAACUUUGGCCACUCCGGAACCGAUUCCGGAAGAUCUGCAGAUUGUAUGGGAAAUGUUGCGUAAAAUCAAAUUUUGAUCACAGGAGGCUAAAAACGUCAAGAAGUGGAAAAAUGACAAGACGAAGUUUGUCGGGGUUAGCUUGUAAAGUAUAAAUGCCGAAUUUACCGACCACGCAAGGUUUUUCGAAAAAAAUGCAAAAAUCGUAAGAACUUUGAGACUUUGCCAAAAAUGAAGGGGUGGUCAAGUUUGGCUGAAAUUCAGGAUUCUUGUGAAAUUACUCAUAGGCAAUCAACUAUUCAAAUUUGACUAAAAUUGGGUCGCAGAGCUCGAAUUUGAUGUAAAAAGUAUGUAAUUUUUGUUUCAUGAAACUAUAACCGUAAACUGGGGUCAAUUGGGACACAUGGGGCGAAUUGGGACAGCAGUUUUAACCAUGUUGGAGCACAAUAUUUUGAUUUUCCUGGUUGGUUUCGGUUAAAACAGACUCAGACCAACAAAAUGUGUACAUCCAUUUCCAAAUAUGAAAGCUUUAAGUGCUCUAAAAACUGCUGUCCCUAUUCAGACUGAAGUCCCGAUUCGCCCCAGAUUACGGUAUCCAAAGUCCAAACAAACCUCCGAAAAUGGAACUUUGAGUAACCGAAGUUCGGCUAAUCAAGUCUGAACUUUUUUAAACUUUUUAGACUGGUACAAAUAUAAAAAAAAAAGUUUUGAUGAUGAUUGCAAAACAACAGAACAGAAUUCAUUUUUAAACAUUUUGUUCAGUCAAUUAUUGAAAAUAUGACUUUUCAUAUAUUUUUAUUUUUUUGAAAAAAUAAAGAAAAAUCAAUGGAAAUAUAAGUCUAAUCAACUGAAAACAAUCUAAAAUGCCUUUUCUGCAUUGAUAAUCAUAUUUAGCAUGUUUGGGCUCGUUUUAAAAUAUUUUGAACUUUUAUGAAAUAACAAUGUACAGCACCGUAAAAACUAUUUUUUCUCGCAAACAAAAAUUUUCUUCAAUAUUUAGAAAUUGUGGAAACUUAUGAUUGCAAAACAACAGGACAGGUGUAUAAUGCAUUUUAAAACAUUUGAUUCAAAUGUUGAAACCGUGCCUUAUUUAAUUUUUUUUAUACCUUUUUUUUGCCCCCUAUCGACUUUAAUCAGAGUCGAGGGAUAUAAACUUCAAAAAAUAUUUGCAUCGGACACAAUAGAGCUUUAUGACGUUUCGCGUACGCACACUAGUGCACCAUUUGGUUUUGCUGGCUGACAAAAUUUAACCUCACUUUUUUUUCGUGUACGUACACGCAAUACAUACGCACGUAGAAUGCUCUAUAGGCAAUCAUCUAUUAAUUUAAACCGAACCUUGGAUAAUCGACUCUGGACUGUAUCUUGACAAAUUUGGUAAUAUUCUGCAAACUUUACUUCCGUACUUUUAUUUAAAUCACUAUUUUCUGGACGAUUAAUACAGAAAUUUUAUAUAAUUGCAUGGCGUUUGCGUUUGUUCUAACUAUUAACUGCAAAAUAUUUACUGUUGAAUUAAACUUGCAAAACUCACAACGAAAACGAGAUCCAAAGCUUUUUUUUUUGAGUGCCAUAUAUGCUUUGUUUCUCACGAUCUCCAUCUUUCGAUAUUUUCCAUCUAAUUUCAGCGUUCUAGUAAUCGCUAGUAGUAGCACGUGUGCAACGGACACCUUCAAAGACUGUUGA